Eurytemora carolleeae is the source of this 500-nucleotide messenger RNA. RefSeq lists its product as uncharacterized. The record is from RefSeq and is a predicted model, not a curated record. NCBI's taxonomy places the organism in Eukaryota, Metazoa, Arthropoda, Copepoda, Calanoida, Temoridae. Gene Ontology annotation, molecular function: S-adenosylmethionine-dependent methyltransferase activity.
GUCGUGCUAUUCAUUAUUUCAACACCGAGGCGUUUUAUGCAGAAGUUGACAGAGUUCUAGUUAAAUAUGGAGUUCUUUGCUACUAUAGUACACACUUCCCAACUAUAUCAAGUUCCAAUUUUAAAUAUGGUGAGAAAAUAAACAAGAUUUUUUGGACCUAUCUCAUCGACCGUUUAGACGGUCAUUGGCCGGUAAACAAGUUUUCGGGUCACGUGAUUAGCUGGCGCCGACGAGAUUUCUACAUGAACACCCUGGCUCCUCCCUACCCAGACCACACUCGUACUAUAGAAAAUAUUACACAACAACGUGGGACGUCGGUCAUAGCACUGUCGAAGGAGCUGGAGACGUACUCCCCCAUGGUGAACCUGAGGGAGAAGAUGGGGGACAAGGAAGCAGACUCACUACUCGCAAGGUUUCUCCUGGAGUGUGAAAAGGCAGGGGAGGAGGAGGGAGAGAUUGUUUUUUGUUUGUUUGUCUGGUUGCCUGAUCAUAAGUUAUGA